Myxozyma melibiosi is the source of this 1912-nucleotide messenger RNA. Its product is annotated as major facilitator superfamily protein. Gene Ontology annotation, molecular function: transmembrane transporter activity. Bases 118 to 1797 code for a protein of 559 amino acids. Gene Ontology annotation, biological process: transmembrane transport. NCBI's taxonomy places the organism in Eukaryota, Fungi, Ascomycota, Lipomycetes, Lipomycetales, Lipomycetaceae. The record is from RefSeq and is a predicted model, not a curated record. Gene Ontology annotation, cellular component: plasma membrane. The transcript is spliced from 2 exons.
CCCCUCCUCGGCUGUGCCUUCGAGAGAUCGUCGGCAAAUAAUAAGUCAACAAGGCCCCGUCUUCCCUUCUUCCUUCUUCUCUCCUCCGUCUCUUCUUCUUCGUCUCUUGUUCUGACCAUGAGCGCUCCUAACGACGACCCCAUGGCCCUGCCCACCUCCAUCGAGGGCACGUCUACAUCCCCCACCGAGAAAGUCCCCACAAACAGCGAUGCCUCCACCUUCGACACUGACCUGAAGCCCGUUACAAACGCCUCCUCGGACGACGUCGACCUCGAGAAGCAGGACCCCGACGACACCGGCUUCCACCGUCUCGAGCUCGCCCGCAUCCGGUCUGGCGCAAGCGACCUCGUCGCCGAGUCCGAGUCUGAAGUUCGAGCCAUGUCUCGCGUCGAGUCCCAUGACCCAAACGUCGUGGGCUGGGACGGGCCCGACGAUCCCGCCAACCCCUUCAACUUUUCCAACAGAAGAAAAUGGUGCAUCACCAUGAUCGCCGCCAUGGUUACCUUCUGCGUCGCCUUCGCGUCCUCCGUCUUCACCGCCGGUAUCGCUGAUAUCGCCGCAGACUUUGGUGUUAGCACCACCGUCGCCACCCUAGGUCUUACUGUAUAUAUCCUCGGCUUUGCCUUUGGACCUAUGGUCUUCGCUCCCAUCUCUGAAGUCUACGGCAGAAACGUCGUCUACCUCUCCACUUGGUUCUUCUUCACCGUCUUCCAGAUCCCUUGCGCUCUGUCAAAGAACAUCGCUACUCUUCUUGUAUCUCGUGCCAUCGCUGGUAUCGCUGGCUCGUCACCUCUCAGUAACGCCGGUGCCACGCUCGGCGACAUCUGGAGUCCCGCUGAGCGAGGAGAUGCCAUGUCUUUCUACACUAUCGCCCCCUUUGCAGGUCCCGUCGUCGGUCCCAUCAUCGGCGGCUAUCUUUCCGAGUUUGUUACCUGGCGCUGGACUUUCUGGCUCGCCUUGAUCUUUGCCGGAGUCAUGGCCUUCUUCCUGGUCUUCUUCAUGCCCGAGACGUACUCAAAGACGCUCUUGGAGAAAAAGGCUGCUCGGCUGAGAAAAGAGACUGGCAAUAUGGAUCUCAGAGCUGCCCACGAGCGACAGUCGGUUUCGCACGCGGACCUUCUCAAGAAAAGUCUUGUUCGUCCCGUCAUUCUCUUAUUCACCGAGCCAAUUGUCUUCCUGAUUGCUCUCUACUGCUCUUUGAUCUACGCAAUCUUGUACAUGAACUUUGUUGCCUACCCCAUUAUUUUCCAACAGGAGAGAGGCUGGGGUGCCGGAAAGGGAGGUCUUCCUUUCAUUGCUCUCGGCAUCGGUAUGGUCGGCGGUAUCAUGACUUCUCCCGCCCAGACGAAGCUGUACAUCAAGAUCAGCAAGGAGAAGGGAAACGGAAAGAUCUACCCGGAAGCGCGUCUGCCUUACGCUAUCUUUGCCGCUUUCUUACUUCCCAUUGGCGUCUUCUGGUUAGGAUGGGGAUCAUUGGCUAGUUCAAAGGCGUGGAUCGUGCCCGUUCUUAGCGGCAUCCCGUUCGGCUUUGGCCUCGUGACUGUCUUCUUGAGCAUGUUUUCAUACCUCGUCGACACCUAUCUGAUAUACGCUGCCUCCGCCCUUGCCGCCAAUUCUCUCCUGCGUUCGAUCCUCGGUGCUACGUUCCCCUUGUUCGCCGACAAGAUGUACGAGAAGCUGACUCCAAAGUGGGCGUGCACGUUGAUCGGAUGCUUGGCACUGGUGGGUGCUCCUAUUCCGUUCCUGUUCUACAAAUACGGGCCUAGUAUCAGAUCUCACUCCAGAAUCUUGUCGUGAGCUAUUCUUUGCUUUUCAUAUCCUGCUUUCGUUUGGUUAUUGGUGAUACAUGGUAGGGUGAUACAUCAUAAUUUUAAUCAUUUAAUUGGUGGCUAGUUGUUGUCGCAAAGAGCAC